GCUCUCCCACCGGCCGACAGCCCCAUUCCUCUUCCUUCAAGUUGUCGACGCCGUAACCGCUCCGCAGCUCCAAGAACGGUGAGCCGUGAGCCGUGAGCCUCUCUCUCUCUCGCUCUCUCUUCUUCGUCCUCUUUUCCUCCGACGAAGACUAUUGUAUUCUUCGUCGGAACCCCUCCUUCCUUGGCGGCGCGGAGUCGCAGCGCCAGCUGGAGGCAGUUUUUUGAAGCGGGCCGGAUUGGAUUAUGGGGUUCGUGUUUCUACCCGUCAUGGAGUCGGGGCGGUAGUCGGGGCAGAUCCACUCCGUACACGUCCCACACCUGGUUGGAGCCACGAAGGGGUCGUAGGGUUCUGUGAUUUGUGCUCCAUUUUCACCCGAUGUCGUCGGGCGAGAAGGCUCCCGCCGAUGUCGGCACGAGCGGUAAAAGCAAGCCCGUCGCCAAUGUUGACGACAAGCUCGUCGCCGAUGUCGAUCCCAAAAGCGCUCCUCCCGAGGUUGAGCAACUUGAGCAACUGAGGCGGCGCCAGCAUGCACUAACAGGAGAAGUGAAUUUUUUACAGGAAGAAGAUACACGGUUGGAGACCACGCGUGUUAGAUUGUUGAAUGUUCAAAAAAGGCAUGAAGCUUUGAAGGAUCGCCUUUCAAGGGAUUCUGAUAAGAUGAUUUUUGAGCGUUUGCAGAAGGAAUUUGAAGCAGCGCGGGUUGCUCAAACUGAAGAGAUAUCAUUGGAGGGUGAACAAUGGAAUGAUGGUCUAUUAGCCACUGUUCGUGAGAAGGUUCACAUGGAAGCUGAUAGGAAGGCAAUGUCAAGUCAAACAAGCAUCCCGUUGGAUCCUCAAUUUAAUGCUAAAACUACUUACAGGAUAAAAAACCAGGUUAUCUGUUGUCUGGAGGGUGCAAGGAUUGGCAUUCAGUAUGAGACAUAUUUUGCUGGAGAGCCGUGUGAAAUUUACCAUUGUGUGCUCGAGAGCAAAUCAUUUCUUGAAAAGAUGACUGUGAUUGAACAUACAGUUCCUUUCUUCCUCCCAAUACGGGAAGCAGAAAAUGACCUUCUAUCAUCCAAUGCAAUUAAAUUCAUUGAUUAUGUUGGGGAACUUGUACAGUCUUAUGUUGACAGGAGAGAGCAGGUCCGACUUAUCAAGGAGCUGUAUGGAAAGCAAAUUGGAGAGCUCUUCCAUAGUCUCCCCUACAAUUUGAUUGAAUUUGUGUUGGAAGAUUUUGACUGCAAGGUGACUGUCAGUCUUAGGUAUGCGGAUCUUCUUUCAACGCUGCCGAGUAGAAUCAGGGUUUUAGCAUGGCCCGUCCAUCCCUCUAAGAAAAUGAUUUCAACCUCAGAUAACAGCAAUGAAGAAAGCAGUGAAGCGGCAGCGACAGUUGCUCAAUCUAUUCCAUCUCGCCUUUCAUAUGCUGAAGAUGCAUUGAGAACUAUGAGCUUGCCUGAAGCAUAUGCGGAGAUUGUAUUGCACCUGCCGCGCAUGCUGCAACAAAUGCACCAACAUGUCGUCACUGCUUCCUAACUGCUUCCUAACGGGCUCAAUUACUGUUGGCAAAAAAACUUGGAAUUAAUCUUUCAUUACUGUGAAUACAAUGGUGCCGAGUUUGGUAGAACGCCGAAGGCUGUCGUGCAGCAUAAAUUUGUAGUAGUAAGAGAGAAAAAUAUGGGGAGCGUUGUGCCUGCCUGAUACUCGGGAAAAUUACUGUGUUCUUUUACUCGAAACUUUUCUGUGAAAGCUGAAGUUGUAAGCCAUUUCAAGCAGUUCUAAUUGUUUUCGCCAAUCAAAUAGAACCUACAUGAGUCGAAUGCCCUCGAAAUCGAAAUCAUCUUAGCAUUCGGAGUAAAAGGGCGAAUACUAGCUUUUCUAACACUCUUAUGUAAUCGAAUGCCAGCUUUCCUGACGUUCUUAUGUAAUCGUCUUUUCUGACGUUCUCAUGUAAUCGUGGCGACGAUACUUUGAAAAUCGGGUGUGAGGUGCUUAGAUUGGCAUGCGUA
Molecule: messenger RNA, 1988 nt
Organism: Ananas comosus (pineapple)
Lineage: Eukaryota; Viridiplantae; Streptophyta; Magnoliopsida; Poales; Bromeliaceae
Exons: 13
Coding region: 376-1515 (379 amino acids)
Cellular component (GO): kinetochore; Mis6-Sim4 complex
Source: RefSeq, a predicted model, not a curated record